Amyelois transitella is the source of this 2332-nucleotide messenger RNA. RefSeq names its product cytochrome P450 4g15. Lineage: Eukaryota; Metazoa; Arthropoda; Insecta; Lepidoptera; Pyralidae. Gene Ontology annotation, molecular function: oxidoreductase activity, acting on paired donors, with incorporation or reduction of molecular oxygen; iron ion binding; heme binding. The transcript has 11 exons. Bases 163 to 1857 code for a protein of 564 amino acids. The record is from RefSeq and is a predicted model, not a curated record.
UGCAAAUAAUCGUCACACUCAUUCACAGACUUACUGUAAAAAGAGGCUUCUGUAGUUGUAUUGAUUCAGACGGCAUUUUAUAUUCAAUGAAGGGGUAGCAAAGUAUAGUUUAGGUCAUUGUUACUGUUAGUGCCCAAAAAAGGAAGCCUUUCUAACAAAAGGAUGUCGGUCAUAAUUGAAGAAGAAACCGGUUACCACUACGGUUAUUCUCGUCUAAUCUUCUACCCCUUGCUGUUACUUGCGACUGGGCUAUGGCUUUUUCAUAGAUGGCAACAACAGUCCAAAAUUUUCAUUCUGGGAAAUAAAAUACAAGGCCCUUCUACGAUACCUUUUCUUGGGAACACUCUUCUGGCACUAGGGAAAACGCCUUCAGAUAUUUUGGAACUAUCAGUGAAAUUAUCAAAAAAAUACACGAAAAUCGCUCGCAUUUGGUUUGGAAAUAAACUGGUCGUGUUUCUUACGGAACCUGACGAUGUCGAGGUAAUUCUUAACAGUCAAGUUCAUAUCGAUAAAUCAGCAGAAUAUGCAUUCUUCAAGCCUUGGCUAGGUGAAGGAUUACUGAUUAGUUCUGGUCACAAAUGGCGAUCACAUCGUAAAAUGAUUGCUCCGACGUUUCACAUCAAUAUUCUGAAGUCAUUUGUUGGUGUUUUCAAUCAAAAUAGUUUAAAUGUUGUGGAGAAACUCAAACCUGAAGUGGGCAAAGUGUUUGAUGUCCACGACUAUAUGAGUGGUGUAACUGUGGAUAUUUUACUUGAAACUGCUAUGGGAAUCAAUAGAAAAACACAGGACGAGUCUGGUUUCGAUUAUGCUAUGGCUGUUAUGAAAAUGUGCGAUAUUAUCCAUCAGAGACAUUACAAACUUUGGUUAAGAUUUGAUUUCAUAUUCAAACUUACUUCAAUAUUUAAACAGCAGAUCAAACUUCUGAAAAUCAUCCACGGCCUCACCAAUAAGGUGAUCAAGCAAAAAAAGCAAGUUUAUAUGGAAAACAAGGCCAAGGGAAUUAUACCAAAUACCAUUGAAGAGUUAAUCAGAUCAAAUAAUGAAAACGAUUUAGUGGAUGACACUAAAACUUUAGCUGAUAUGGUUUUUAAAGGUUACCGAGAUGAUCUUGAUUUUAAUGACGAGAAUGACGUUGGUGCGAAAAAACGUCUUGCUUUCUUAGAUCUCAUGAUUGAAUCGGCGCAAAAUGGUACUAAUAAUAUUACAGACCAUGAAAUUAAGGAAGAAGUAGAUACAAUAAUGUUUGAGGGUCACGACACUACAGCCGCUGGUUCUAGUUUUGUCUUGUGUCUUCUUGGAAUACAUCAAGAUAUACAAACGAAAGUGUACGAUGAAUUAUACGAGAUAUUUGGUGAUUCUGAUCGUCUAGCAACUUUCAACGAUACUCUGAAAAUGAAAUAUCUCGAACGAGUAAUACUUGAGUCGCUCAGAUUGUACCCACCUGUGCCCAUCAUUGCUAGGAAACUGAAUCAAGAUGUCAAAAUUGUUACAAAUGGGCACAUCCUCCCAGUCGGUUCGACCGUGGUCAUAGGCACAUACAAGAUCCACCGCAGCGAGAAAUACUACAAGGAUCCGGAAAAAUUCAAUCCAGACAACUUCCUCCCUGAAAAUACUGCGAAUAGGCACUACUACAGCUAUAUACCUUUCAGCGCGGGACCUAGGAGCUGUGUUGGUCGGAAGUAUGCAAUGUUGAAGUUAAAAGUGUUGCUAUCAACAAUUCUUCGCAACUUCAAGACCACUUCUGCGGUGAACGAGCAGGGCUUUAAACUGCAAGCCGAUAUAAUUCUGAAGAGAGAAGAUGGUUUCCGGCUGAUGAUUGAACCAAGGAAACGAGUUCCUUCUAAAACAAUCAACUAGACAUUAUAUUCAAACUAAGAUUAGAUUUAUUUGAUCCGUGAUACAAAUUUGAGUGAAUUAGAUAAAGUUCACAACAUGAAGUUUUGUAAAAUAUCUAGCUAUUUCUUCGAACCUAAAUAUUAUUAUGGUUUAAUCUUGGUUGUUUAAUAACAUAUCUAAAUAGUUGGAAAUCAGAAGGCUAUGAGAAGAAUAUUAACGUGUUGUACUGACCCCACUUAAAAUAGAAUAAUGUAGUAGUAAUUUACAUAGAAAUAACAAUAAUAAUCAAUUAACUAAAGCAAUAUUUUGAAAACUGAUUAUAAUGGAAUUUUAAUAUUUUCGUUCUUUUUUAAAGUUUUGUAUUAGAUUAAUAAAGUAAAAUAAAAAUGCAUUUUCAUGUUGUGUUAUUUGUAGAAAAAUUGCGGGUAAGGAUUACGGGUUAAAACUUUUUAUUUCGGUUAAGCUAGGUUAUCUUCGCUAAAUAGAAUUAACAUGA